AUGGCGGCCAAUAUUCCACAGAUGACCCCGAACGGUCAGAUGAUGAUGCUGCAACAGCAACAGCAACAACAGCAGCAACUUCAACAGCAGCAGCCACCGCAGCCCCAAAACAAGCAAUUGCAGAACUUUAUUUACACGAAUCUGAUGCAAACUAUGGCGACGGUGCCGCCGGGCUCGUGGCAGGCUGGAGUCUCCAUCGGCGACCGUCUUGCCAAGACUAGUAAUCUUGUAUCUAACACCCUUCUGGCAAUGCCAGACGGUGACUGGCAGAAACUGAGCGUGUCUGCCAUUGGCUUUGAGAAGAGACAUUUCUUGCAGUCACCAGAUAAGCAAUCGUACGACCACGCCAUCAACAGCAGACUAGCCGAGUUGGUCAAACGAAGGCAAGGUCUUGCGCCGGACCUCCAGAACCAUGUCAACAAUGACGCAGCCCGGCAGGCCCAGAUGCAGGCGGCUCUCCAGCAGCGGCAGCAGAUGAUGAUGAACCAGAUGGCGGCCCGGGGCUUGGGGCAACCACCCCAGCCUGGGUUUCAGCCGAUGCAAAAUCCAAUGCAGGUUCCGGUUAUGCCUCAGCAGCCCCAGCAAAUCGGUGCCGGAAUGCAGCCGGCGGGGAUGCUCCAAAACCGCCCAGAUCAACGCCAAUUCCCGAACCCGAUGGGCCAAGUUCGGCAAACGAUGAUCCUUCAGGCCGACCCUUUGGCCGGGUUGAACCAGCAGAACAAAGCCAAGAUCAACGCGCACGCAGUCAAACUCAUGAACCAAGCUGAAGAAGGCUACAAGAACCAAAUUCGGGCUGUGGUGCAGCAGAGAAUGACACAAGCCCAGUUGCAAGAGCAUAACGCACAGAAUAAGGAUCCUGUUCUCACCUUCUUCCAGAACAGUGCGCUCAACCAGGCUCGGGAGAGGACCUUGCAACAGCAACAGCAACAGGCACAACUGGCGCAGCAACAGCAGCAGCAGCGAGCGGGUAUGCCAACGAAUGUGAACCCACAAGGGCCACAACAGGGCCACAUGAAUCCUGCUCUCAUGGGGAAUCUUGGCCGGCAGCCUGGCAUGCCUGACGGCCAGCUAUUCCCCACAAACUUGGAGGACAUUCGGAAUGAGCAGCAGAUGGGGUUGCUAGCCGAAAAGGCCGGGCAGACCGUUGUCCCGGCCAGCAGCGGCCCAGGCCGUAAUUCUAUGCCGAACGCGAUGCUCGGGCUUCCCCCACAGAACACGCCGGCUACCCAGCCCGGGCCGAACCCAACAGCACGGCCAACGCAGGUACCACCCAAUUUUGGUGUACCUCAGCAGGUGAAGAUGGACCCGACUGGUGCCCAAGUGCAGGGACCGGGAGGCGUACGUAAUGUUCCCGGCCGGCCCAUGAACGGGCAGCAGGGAAACAUGGGGAACAUGAAUGUUCCACCUCAAACUUCGCAAAGCCCGGCGAUGAACACGCUCAACGCGCCGAUGCGACAGCCUCCCAUUCCUGUGGGACAACCCGGCGCGAACCCGGCGGCCCAAGGUAAUCCGGCUAUGGGGAACAAUUUCAACCCGAAUUUCAACCACGCAAACAACGCGCGCCCACAAUCCCUCCAAGGAAACAACUUAAACAACAUGAACAACCCGGCCAUGGCGGGGAUGGUCUCCAACCUCGGCGCGGAUAGUGCUAUCCGAAACUUUUACGCCGGCUUGCAAAGGGGCCAGGUACCGAACGGCGGCUUUCCCGGCCCCCGGCCGAACAUCAUGUCCGGGAUGCCGGGACAUCAGCCUCAGCCCGGCGCGAUGGGCGGUCCGGGCCAGCCUGGCAUGAUUGGUACCGGCCCGCAGGCUGGCGGCCCGAUGCAGCCAGGCGGCCAGCCGGGGGCUGCGCAACAGCCCAAGCUGCCGAACGGCGAUGCCAACAGCAAUGCCGCGUUUGCCGCGUUUGCUCGGACUCCUCCUGCGCUUUCCAUGAUGAACAACCUGGACAUUCCUCUCCAAAUACUGAACCAGUUGCGUAGCUUGAUCCCGGCUGACACAAAAAAAUGGAGCCAUCUUAAACAGUUUUUGCAAGCGAAUCCUGGCGCUAUCCACCCCACGCUACAGGCGAAGUUAGGGAACUUCCAAAUAUUGCAAUUCAAGAACGCUUGGGAUAAGAGAUCGGCGUUGGCGACAGCUCCAGGGGGUGGUGCACCGACGCCUAAUAUGGCCAUGGCACAACCGCUCCCCCCUGGGGCUUCGUACCCACCUCACGUCUUCCAGGUAGCUCGGCAUGAGGCUGAGCAGGCCCGGCGGGAUCCCCGGUUCCAAAACGUGCCGGACGAGAUGAUGGUGGAUUUGGUGCGGAAGGUUAAGCGCGACUUGUUUGCUAAGAAGACCUGGGAACAAUAUAACCAACAGCAGCAGCAGCAGCAGCAGCAGCAGCAGCAGCAGCCAGGGGUCAAUGUGAAUGCCCCGGGACAGGUUCAACAACCCGGUCUUCAGCCGACUGCUUUACAGCAACAAGGCGGUGUUGCCCAGCCACCGCAGCCUACUCCCCAACAAACAGCUCUCCACCAAGUCCCGCAACCAAAACCAGCCGCUACACCGGUUACCGAAGCGCCAGGCCCAGCUCCAACUGCGAAGCCCGCCCGACAGCCCCCGAAUCCUUCCCCUGCGACAGCGCCCAAGAACCUCAAACGACCGAAUCCCGCCACCGCGGGUGAGACGUCUGGUCAGGCCGCCAAUGCGGCAUCGCGGCCCGGUCCGUCGCAGGAACCAGCCCGGCAAGCCCCCACGGGCGCGAGACCGACCUUGGAACAGCUCAUGAGGUUAUCGCCCGAGCAGCUUUCCAAGAUUCCUCAAGAACAGCUGUCCAAGCUGCCGGCUGAACAGCAAAAGGCGAUUGCGAUGCGAAUCCGUUCUGCGACGACCCCAGAGUCGCUCUCUCGCCUGAAAGUUCUCGCUCAGGACGGUCAUCGCAUUGCGACUGAGGAAAUGAAGCUGCUGGAGACACAGCAGAAGCAGGGCAUCUGGGUGCCCCUGUCGCCUACUGCCCUGAAUGAGAUCCGGCCGAAGCUGAACCAGGCAGCUGAGAAGAUCACGCAACUCCGCAACGCGCAACUCAUUGCGAAGUGGUAUCACCAAACCAAGGACGACGCGCGGGCACGGAUGUACUUCAAGAUUCGCUCCAAGGUCUCUAGGCAAUUCACCGACGAACGCAUGACCCAGCAGGUGGAGGGGUUGACUGUGACCAAUAACGAGCUGGAUCAGUACAUCACGAUGAUGGACAGCAUGUUGCAGGAUCUAGAGGUGCUCAAGCGAGGGCCGGCGCAAGAAGGACAGGCUACUGGAGGAAUGCAAGACCCGAACCAAGGCCAGCCGCAGCCGUCACCCCUCAGUGCCGCAAACCUAGAGAAGCAAACACAGGCGCUUAAGCAGGCACAGAACGCGCAGAGCCGGGCAGCGGGCAAGACGACACAAGGCCAGGCCCCAGCGGCUCCGACCUCCUCCCAGCCGCCGUUCCAGUUUGGGAUGCACAAGUCGCCUGCCGGCAAUCCGGAGUACUACGGCGAGCAGCGCAUCACUCAAGAUCAUCUGGUCAUCCCGCCCGCACGGAAGAAGGUCAAGACGGCAACCGGCGGCCACGCGUCGCCCCCUGUGGCCCAGACGCCCAACACGACGUCUUCACCACAAGUCAAUGCAGCGUCUCCCGUGACGAUGAGGAAGCCCGAGCCGCCGAAGCUCACAUGCCCCGAGCCGGGCUGCGAGAUGAACUCGAUUGGAUUUGCCACGGAGGAAGCCCUCAACAACCACCGCCAGGAGGAGCACAUCAAACCGUAUGAAAACCCUCUCGCUUUCUUCCAGGAGCAGGUGACGGCCACCCUGGGUCUGGACCCCCAGGGCAUACCCAAAGCAUCGCCCAAGGCGGGCACCGCGGGCCCCUCAACACCCUCGGCAGCUCCUAUGGCCAUCAACCGAUCCAAGCAAGGGCAAAAGGCCGGCGCAGCACCCAUGUCCAGGACCGGGUCCAUGCAGAGACAGGGCAGCGCGGCCGGCAUCAAGGCGGCCGGCACACCCGGCACACCCGGCAAGAACCUGCCCCUGAAGCAAGGGGCCGGCACACCCCAGAUCCCCACGGCCGACGAUCCCUGGAUGAAUUCGACCAUCGACCCGCAAAACCUGUUCGCUGGUCUCGGCAACUCCCUAGAGGCGGUCACGGGCACGCUGGUGCCCGACUUCAGCACGUACCGGUCCCUCACCCCCAACGACACGCCCGAGUCGAUGAAGGACAGCGGGGCAUCGGAACCGACGAGCGAUAUCGCCGAGGGUAUGGCCCUGGACAUCGACCUGCAGCUGGGCCAGCCGUUCGAUAACGACUUGUUGUUUGAUUUGGGCAGCUUUAAUAUGGAUAUGGAUAAUCUGGGCUCGCCAAACCUAGAUAUCUAUGCUGCUGGCGCCGAUACUGUGAUGUUCCCGAUCGACGAUUUGCAGAAUGAUUUCUCGAAGCCGUUUAAGGUGCCGCAUGAUAUGUAUUCUCUUGAUGCUUGA
Dichotomopilus funicola is the source of this 4491-nucleotide messenger RNA. RefSeq lists its product as uncharacterized. NCBI's taxonomy places the organism in Eukaryota, Fungi, Ascomycota, Sordariomycetes, Sordariales, Chaetomiaceae. The coding region runs from base 1 to 4491 and encodes 1496 amino acids. The transcript is spliced from 5 exons. The record is from RefSeq and is a predicted model, not a curated record.